UCCCAAAUCUAGUGUCCCUUUCUGUUAGGAACCGAUCAUCAGUUGGAAACCAGUCGAUUGAGUCAAGAGCUUCGAAAGCUGAGAACCUGGAAGCUGAAGCUGAGGACUUGAACGUUGUGGACUGAUACGCAAAGUUCAGGACUGAUAUACAGAGUUUGGGGCUGACUGGCUCAUCAUGGCCAGAAUCAUCCCCAAAGGAACCGAUCGAGGAUUCAGGUCCUCACAAUUGGUAUCAGAGCAUGAUCGAUCCCUGUCAAAGCUUGAUCGAUCCCUGUCCGAGCUUGAUAGAUCCCAAUAUCAAUUGCGUCAGUCCCAAGAUCAAUUGAUGGCACAAAUGGAUGAGCUGAUGUUUCUGGUUCAAGAAUUUAGGAAUUCUAAGAAUCUGGGCCAAGGAAUCGUUGGGUCAGAGACGAGGAACAAUCGGCGAAUCUUGAGCUCAGAAUCAAGAAGCGAAUCAAGAAAACCCAUGUUUGAUUUCACUAAAAACGUCCAUCAAUCUCAGAGGAAGUUUGAUUUCACUGGUGUUCUUUCAAUGCCGAAGGCAACUCCUCUCUCUUCAAUGCCGAAGUCAACUCCAAUGAGAAGCGAUCUAAGCAGCAGCAGCAACAAGUACAAUAAAUGUCUUCGUUCUCAUCAAACCCCAACUCCUGUAACUAUUUCUUCCAAGAAAACUCAACAAAGGUGUUCGACGAAAUGCCUCAAAGAGCCGUUGAGAUCCAUCAAGAAACUGCAGGGGUCUUUAAGGCAUUCGCGGAGGAAGAAGAAGAUGAAGAAACCACAAUCUUCUCGUCUCCACCGACCUCCAACAUCUGAUGCAAGAAAGAAGAAGACGAAGAAGCCGCAGUCUUCUCGUUUCCACCGAAAGUCAAAGCUCAAGAAUCCGCCACGGCCAAUCUCAAGCAAGAGAAAGUCAAAGCUCAAGAACCCACCAUGGCCAAUCUCAAGGAAGAAGAAGAAAAAACCCAACAAGAAAUCGCCAUUUUCGAACGGUUACGGCUUCUCCUCAGUUCUCAUCCUCAAGUUUCCGCCUAAUUUUGUUCGCCAGCUCAGCAACAAGGCUCGUCGGAACUGCAGCAACAUCGGAAUUGCUCAGGUCGUCGCGGCCUCUUGGGCCAACUCGCCGUCUGCCGAUGAGGAAUUGCAAAAGGUUGUGGAAUGUGAGUAUGUUGUUCGUGGAGAGAUCGUUAUCAAUGCUCAGCGCCUUCAAGAAGAGCUACAAAAGAAACCAGGUAGCCAUCCCUCUGUUGAGAUACUUAAUUGCAACAUUGGGAAUCCACAGUCUCUAGACCAGCAGCCAGUUACUUUUUUCCGAGAGGUUCUUGCUUUGUGUGAUUAUCCAACAAUUUUGGACAGAGAUGAAACUCAUGCCUUAUUCAGUGUGGAUUCCAUAGCAAGAGCUUGGCAGAUCCUAGACCAGAUUCCUGGUCGAGCUACAGGUGCAUACAUUCACAGCCAGGGUAUCAAAGGAUUACAUGAUGCAAUUGCAGCUGGAAUUGCUGCUCGUAAUGGUUAUCCUUGCAAAGCAGAAGAUAUAUUCUCAACCGAUGGAGCGAGCCCUGCUGUCCACAUGAUGAUGCAAUUACUGUCGAGGUCAGAGAAAGAUGGCAUCCUCUGCCCCAUACCUCAAUAUCCUUUAUACUCUGCUUCGAUUGCUCUUCAUGGCGACCAUUUUGUCCGAUAUUACCUCGUUGAAGAAAUAAGGUGGGGACUGGAGAUUUCUGAGUUUAAGAAGCAAGUGGAAGAUGCUCGAUCAAAGGGUAUAACUGUCAGGGCACUUGUAGUCAUAAAUCCCACGAAUCCAACCGAGCAGGUUCUUGCAGAAGAAAACCAGCGACAAAUAGUGGAAUUCUGCAAAAAAGAAGGUCUUGUUCUCCUAGCAGAUGGGGUCUACCAAGAAAAUAUCUAUGUUGCACACAAGAAAUUUAAUUCCUUCAAGAAGAUUGCACGAUCAAUGGGAUAUGAAGACCAGGAUAUUUCUUUAGUACCAUUUCAAUCAGUUUCUAAGGGUUGUGAUGGAGAAUGUGGAAAGAAGGGUAGCUAUAUGGAGGUUACCGGUUUUAGCACUGAAGUGAGAGAACAGAUUUAUAAGGUGGCAUCAGUAAAUCUUUGCUCAAAUAUAUCUGGUCAAAUUCUGGCAAGCCUCGUUAUGAAUCUACCUAAGGAAGGAGACGAAUCCUAUGAGUCUUAUGUUGUAGAGAGAUAUGGAUGCUGUCUGAAGACGAAUUCAAUCAACACUUUUGCGUACUGGUUUAAGAACUGUGAUGAGCUGAUUGAUUUCAAGGAGGGUGGGCAUACAAGCUUUGAGUAUGGGCGAUAUGGGAACCCAAUUACCAAGGUAUUGGAGAGGAAGAUGAGUGAAUUAGAGAGGGCAGAAACUACUUUGUUUGUGUCCUCUGGCAUGUAUGUCAGUUGUGCGGUGCUCUCAGCCCUGGUUCCUACAGGUGGCCAUAUCGUUACAACCACUGGUUGUUAUAGGAAGACAAGGAUGUUAAUUGAGAAUGAGCUUCCAAAGAGGGGAAUUAAGGCUGUCGUUAUUGCUCCUGCUGAUAUGGGCUCUCUUAAAAGAGCAUUGUGUGAAAAUAAAGUGACUCUUUUCUUUACGGAGUCCCCAACUAAGGUUAAAAAGUUUCAUACAUUUGACCUUGGGACAAGGUCAAAGUUAAGGGGAGGGAAUUGUUAGGAACCGAUCAUCAGUUGGAAACCAGUCGAUUGAGUCAAGAGCUUCGAAAGCUGAGAACCUGGAAGCUGAAGCUGAGGACUUGAACGCUGUGGACUGAUACGCAAAGUUCAGGACUGAUAUACAGAGUUUGGGGCUGACUGGUAAAGACUUUGAACUACAGGGGUUGUCUUGCAAACAGUUAGCUGAAUCUGUUUUUCUGUUAAACUGUUUGAGCACGUUUUGUUUUCUAAGCUUUGAAGUUGAGUUGUAUAAAUAGAAGGUUGUAAGGAUCAAACACUUAUGAUAUGAAUGAAAUGAAUUGAUUUCUUUCUCCUCAA
Molecule: messenger RNA, 2997 nt
Organism: Asparagus officinalis (garden asparagus)
Lineage: Eukaryota; Viridiplantae; Streptophyta; Magnoliopsida; Asparagales; Asparagaceae
Exons: 2
Coding region: 176-2680 (834 amino acids)
Biological process (GO): biosynthetic process; transsulfuration
Molecular function (GO): L-alanine:2-oxoglutarate transaminase activity; pyridoxal phosphate binding
Source: RefSeq, a predicted model, not a curated record